AUGCAGCUGCUCCUGGCCCUGGUGGAGGUCCUAGCUGCACUCUUCCUCACCCAACCCUCUGAAGGCACUGCGCCCUUGGACACCAAGAAAGCCUUCCCCAGGCACGUGGAGAAUUCAGUCCUUAAGAACUGCAUGGCAGAGGCCAAAUUGCUGGUGAAUGCUGCCUACAAUCAGACACAGAAGAGUAUCAAGCAGCGCCUUCGCAGUGGCUCAGCCAGCCCCAUGGAUCUCUUGGCCUACUUCAAGCAGCCAGUAGCAGCCACCAAGAGAGUUGUUCAGGCUGCUGAUUACAUGCAUGUGGCCUUAGGGCUGCUAGAAGAGAGGCUUCGACUCCAGGGAUCCAGACCCUUCAAUGUCACUGAUGUCCUCACAGAACCCCAGCUGCGCCUGCUGUCCCAGGCCAGUGGCUGUGCUGUCCAGGACCAGGCUGAGAAGUGCAGCAACAAGUACCGCACCAUCACCGGGAGAUGUAACAACAAGAGGAGACCCUGGCUGGGUGCCUCCAAUCAGGCCCUGGCCCGCUGGCUACCAGCCGAGUAUGAGGACGGUCUGUCACUCCCCUUUGGCUGGACCCCUGGCAAGAGGCACAAUGGAUUCCUUCUUCCUCUUGUCCGGGCUGUCUCCAACCAGAUCGUGCGCUUCCCCAGCAACAGGCUGGCCUCAGACCGGGGCCGGACCCUCAUGUUCAUGCAGUGGGGCCAGUUCAUUGACCAUGACUUGGACUUCUCCCCGGAGUCCCCAGCCAGAGUGGCUUUCAUCAUGGGUGUGGACUGUGAGAAAACCUGUGCCCAGCUGCCCCCCUGCUUCCCCAUCAAGAUACCGCCCAACGACCCCCGCAUCAAGAACCAGCGUGACUGCAUUCCCUUCUUCCGCUCUGCACCAUCAUGCCCUCAAAGCAAGAACAAAGUCCGCAACCAGAUCAAUGCGCUUACCUCCUUUGUGGAUGCCAGCAUGGUGUAUGGCAGUGAAGUUUCCCUCGCUCUUCGGCUCCGCAACCAGACCAACUAUCUAGGACUGCUGGCCACCAACCAGCGCUUCCAGGACAAUGGCAGAGCCCUGCUGCCCUUCGACAACCUGCACGAUGACCCCUGUCUCCUCACCAACCGCACUGUGCACAUCCCCUGCUUCCUGGCAGGUGACAGCCGAUCAAGUGAAACCCCCAAACUGGUGGCCUUGCACACCCUAUUUGUACGAGAACACAAUCGGCUGGCCACUGAGCUGAGACGCCUGAAUCCGCACUGGACUGGAGACAAACUAUACAACGAGGCUCGGAAGAUCGUGGGUGCCGUGGUCCAGAUCAUCACCUACCGAGACUAUCUGCCCUUGGUUCUGGGCAAGGCCCGGAUCAAAAGAACCCUGGGGCCCUACAGGGGGUACUGCUCCAAUGUGGACCCGCGAGUGGCCAAUGUUUUCACUCUGGCCUUUCGCUUUGGCCACACGUUGCUGCAGCCCUUCAUGUACCGCUUGGACAGUCAAUACCGGGCCUCAGCACCCAACUCUCAAGUUCCGCUUAGUUCCGCCUUCUUUGCCAGCUGGCGCAUCAUCUAUGAAGGUGGCAUCGACCCCAUUCUGCGAGGUCUCAUGGCCACUCCGGCUAAGCUGAACCGUCAAGAUUCCUUGAUGGUAGAUGAGCUCCGAGACCGGCUGUUCCAGCAAGUAAGAAGGAUCGGGCUGGACCUGGCAGCUCUCAACAUGCAGCGCAGCCGGGACCACGGUAUUCCAGGGUACAAUGCCUGGAGGCGCUUCUGCGGGCUUUCCCAGCCCCAAAAUGUGGCCCAGCUCAGCCGGGUGCUAAAAAACCAGAAUUUGGCAAGGAAGUUCCUGAAUUUGUAUGGGACACCUGACAACAUUGAUAUCUGGAUUGGGGCCAUUGCAGAGCCUCUUCUGCCAGGGGCCCGAGUGGGGCCUCUUCUGGCUUGUCUUUUUGAGAACCAGUUCAGAAGAGUCCGAGAUGGAGACAGGUUCUGGUGGCAGAAAAGAGGUGUUUUCACCAAAAGACAACGCCGAGCCCUGAGUCGGAUUACCUUCUCUCGAAUUGUGUGUGACAACACUGGGAUCAGCACUGUUCCCAGGGACACCUUUAGGGCUAGUGUCUACCCGCGGGGCUUUGUGAGCUGCAGCCAUAUUCCCAAGCUGAACCUGUCAGCCUGGCAAGGCAGAUGAGGCUUCUGCAGGUAAGAGGAGGUCCGAGCUCGGUCAGGCCCCCAAAUCCCUCCCUGGAUGAUGGCUGAGUCCUCGUCCCCUAAGCAGCAACAAUAGAAUUUGUCACUAGGGACAUAAUACUCUUUCCUAGUGGCUUGCUAACUUCUGGGAUGAUAGUCAAUUCCGGGGUCUACGACUUUGGAGGGGACACUUAGGAGUGUCCAACAGCCCUCAGUUUCAUCACUAAUGUCCUAAAAGAGCUCUUUGUCUUGACAGCCAAUAACCCUCUCUCAUGUAUCUCUGCUUUUUCCACAGGAUUCUAUGCCAAGCCUUGGAGACCAGGAUAAGGGGAAGACCAUGAGGCCGCAUUCUCCCCUAGAACUGUUUUCUGUUGGUACUUUUACUGGCUAUACCUCAGUUCUCCCCUAGAACUGUUUUCUGUUGGUACUUUUACUGGCUAUACCUCAGAGCUGGCUCUGUUAGCUGAGACUGCACCAGGUGUUAACCUGUGAGACAAGCCAUGAGGCUCUGAGGUCCCAGUAGGAGACAGCUGGAGGGUUUCCAGUACUUUCUCCCGCCCCUCCCGCACACCGUGACUGAUGAUCACACAGUUGGCUGUUGGGCCACCCCAGUCCUCCUCCAGGCCUGCAGGCUGGGCAGCAUAUUCUGCUUCUUCUACCAAUAAAACACUGCUGUGGGCAGGCGCUGCUGUCUGUGUUGGGCUGUGGAGGGCAAAGCAUUGGUCUCGUGCUUGGCCACAGAUGCUAAAGAGGAAUGCUGCUAAGACGGAAGCUGGAACUCCCGUCAGAGGCUCUUCUAAGGUUUUAAUUGAGAACCACCACGGAGGGAAAGGCAGAAAAGGGAAAGGGGCCGAGUGUGGUGUUGCAUGUCUUAAUCCCAGCACUCAGGAGGCAGAACAAGCGAAUCGCAAGGCCAGCCUGAUCUACAUAGAGUUCCAGGCCAGUCAGGGAUCCACACCAAGACCCUGUCUCAGA
This is a messenger RNA of Nannospalax galili (Upper Galilee mountains blind mole rat), 3137 nucleotides long. It is a transcript of the gene Epx, whose product is annotated as eosinophil peroxidase. The record is from RefSeq and is a predicted model, not a curated record. NCBI's taxonomy places the organism in Eukaryota, Metazoa, Chordata, Mammalia, Rodentia, Spalacidae. Bases 1 to 2163 code for a protein of 720 amino acids. The transcript has 12 exons. Gene Ontology annotation, biological process: response to oxidative stress. Gene Ontology annotation, molecular function: peroxidase activity; heme binding.